This is a messenger RNA of Aphidius gifuensis, 1709 nucleotides long. Its product is annotated as charged multivesicular body protein 7. Gene Ontology annotation, biological process: vesicle budding from membrane; late endosome to vacuole transport via multivesicular body sorting pathway. NCBI's taxonomy places the organism in Eukaryota, Metazoa, Arthropoda, Insecta, Hymenoptera, Braconidae. The transcript is spliced from 4 exons. Gene Ontology annotation, cellular component: multivesicular body; ESCRT III complex; cytoplasmic side of plasma membrane. The coding region runs from base 293 to 1597 and encodes 434 amino acids. The record is from RefSeq and is a predicted model, not a curated record.
UUAAAAAUGACGACGUAAAUAAAAACAUGAUGAUAAUAAUUAAAUAAUGACAGAGUACUGAGUACAUAGUCUGUUAUUUCAUGCACACACGAAAAUAAAUAAAUAUCAUUUAAAAAACAAUAAAAUACAGUAAAAAUUUGUUGAUUAAUAAUUGAGUGUCCAACAAAUUUAGACUAGUCAUCUUGAGAAAAUUUUUUAAAACAUUAACAAAAACAAGCAAGGUUAAAGUUUUUGAGAGAUAAAAUUCAUCAUCAUCAAUAAAUAUAUAAAUAAAUAUAUAUAAAAAAAAAAAAUGGCAAGUAUAAAUGACAAUUUGCCAAUGCCAAAAGAAUUAAUGCCUGAAGCUUGGUUUAUUGAUGAACGAAUGAAUUCAAUGUUUGCUGAAUUUCGUAAUCGUUCAGUAAAUCCACAAGAUUGGGAUUCAAAAUGUAAAUUUUGGGAAGGUAUUAUAACAUCUUGGUUGAGUUAUAAAAAACAAUGUACAUUUGAUAUCAUUCAAUUGUCAACAACAUUUAAAAGAAAAGGAAGAACUCCACUUUGUUUAUCAACAGUUGUUGAAGAACUUUACAAAAAAGGAGAAAUAACAAGUGAACAAGAAUUUUUAAAUGAUAAUACAAGUUGGACAUCUUGGGCAAUAAAUACAAUGGUUAAAAAACCAGUUGUAUGGUCAUUUUUUAAAAUGAAAGAUUAUUUAUUACCACAAAAAACAAUAACAUCAUCAGAAACAAAAUACAUUCAUUUUAAAACACUUCAAGAAAUUUCUGAUUUAAUAUUAAAUUUAUCUGUUGAUAAAGAUUUAAUUCUUUCAGUUGCACAAAUAACUAAAAAAUGUUGUGAUAAAUAUAAUAAUAAAAAUAUAACUGAAGAAAAUAUUAGAAUGGCAUUAUUGUGGUUGUCAAAGCUUAAAAAAGGUCCAAUUAUUCAGCCAAAUAUGGAAAAACAUGAUUUAUUAUUAAAGGUAUCAUCAACACGUGUUGAUAAUUUAACAGAAGGUGAUGAGAGUUUAUUUAAAUUGAAGGAAAGUGAAAGGUUACUUCUUGAAAAAAUUGAAAAAUUAGAAAUUGAAAAGAAUGACUUGUUGAUUAAGGCUAAAUUGUCAAUGGACAAUGGUCUCAAAGAAAUUGCCAAGACUCAUCUGAGAAAAAAACGUGAAUUUGAUAAAAGAAUUGAGAGACAAGCUGCAACACUUCAAAAUCUUCAAACUUUAAUAUCAAAUAUUCAUGAUGCACACUCGAAUACUGAUGUUCUUGCUGCAUACAAAAGGGGAUCUGAUUUAUUAAAAGGCUUUGAAAAAUCAGGUCUCAAUGAAUUUAAUGCUCGUGAUGCAAUUGAUGACAUGACUGAGGCUGUCAAUGAAUAUCGUGAGAUUCAAUCGGUAUUAUCAGAAACAAUUAAAGCAAAUGAUUCUGAUUCUGAACUUGAACAAGAACUUGAAGAUAUUCUUAAUUCAAGUGUUAAAGAUACAUCAUUACCAGCUGUUCCUGAUACAAGUCUACCAGAUUUAGAAAAAGAACUUGAAGCUUUAAAUAUGAAAGGUGUUAAUUUUGUAGAUAAAAAUACUCCAAAAAAAAUUGAAAAAACAACAAAUUUUUUUUAGAGUGAGCUAAUAAUUUAUUUUUCUCUAUCUAAAAUUUUAAUAACACAAUUUAUGAUUUUUAUAUGUAAAAAAUAAAUAUGAAAAAUAAAUUAUUAAUGUUUUUAUUUUUAAA